Molecule: messenger RNA, 4938 nt
Organism: Drosophila sulfurigaster albostrigata
Lineage: Eukaryota; Metazoa; Arthropoda; Insecta; Diptera; Drosophilidae
Product: F-box and leucine-rich repeat protein 13
Exons: 2
Coding region: 878-2713 (611 amino acids)
Biological process (GO): SCF-dependent proteasomal ubiquitin-dependent protein catabolic process
Cellular component (GO): SCF ubiquitin ligase complex
Molecular function (GO): protein binding
Source: RefSeq, a predicted model, not a curated record
AUGUGUAAUCAUAGUUGAAUUACACUGUUUACUUUGUAAUUUCAAAUGAGAAGCAAUAUCUUAACAAUUUAUGGCGUAUUUCGGCAAUAGCAACAAAGAUAAGACAGCUUUUACUCAACUAAUUGUGCGUAACAUAAUCGAAUUCAUUGCCACAUCAAAACGAAUGCGAACAUACACACUCACAAACGCAUUUACGCAGUAGUUGUAUUUGAUGUUUGCCAGCCCUUUACGCAUUGAACGAGGGCUGCAAAAGGUUCGCACCGUGAGCACUUCCUACGCAACGCAGCAACAACAACGCUAAGGUCACUGCCGGCAACAGAAUUUGGGAAGUGGGUCAAGCCAACAACAAAACAUAAACAAAGCGAGAGAGCGCGUAUUGUGUGUGUACGAGCGAGAGCGGGAUAGGGCGAGGGAGAGAGCGCAACGGGCGAGAGAGCGCGCGUUUCGAGAGCGUAAGAAACGCAUGAGUGACAGAGAGAGAAGAGAGCAUGCGUUGCUAGGGAAGCAUUUAUCUGCGGAGUUGCACAAAUGUAUCUGACAGUUUGAUUUUCAUUAUUAGAUACACAGCUGUGUUAGCUGUGUGCUGUGUGUUGUCUGCUGUCUGGUGCCCUGUGCGUGGCCGUUGUCAUUGUUAUUUGGAAAUUGAAACUCGAGCUGCGAGCAGGUUGCUGUCGAAUUAGAAUUAAAUCAUAAAUGAAAACCAAAUAAAUAUUUGUGAAAUUCAAGAAACGAUAUCGAGAGCGAGUUAAUAACGCGCAAUAAAUCGGAGGAAAUUGUGCGGAAAAGCGGAUGAAAAGUGCGCAUUUUGAGGGUGCUGCAAAUUAGAUAAACGAAAUUCAUGCAUUAAUCGACAAAUGAGACGCGUUUGAUUGUCUGCAUGGGAAAUAAUUUAACGACAAACGGAAUUGUACGGAUCGACCGGGGCAGAAUCGUAUUCUUUGACAGGAGCAUCGAGUCCCAGGCUUCAAAAGGGGAGCUUGAGAUGGCGUCGACAGCUGCAGCUGCGGGCGAAGGAGAAGCCGAAGUGACUGGCACACACAUCGAACAGUUGCCGAAUGAUCUGUGGAUCGAGAUCAUGUCUUACUUAUCCUACUUGGAUCUGCAGCAGUUGCGUUUGGUUUCGUGGCGCUGUCGCGAUUUGGUCAAUCGUCGUUACUUUCUCAACAAAGCGAAAGUGAUUGUGACCAAGGAGAAUCUGAAGGAAAUGAAAUCGCAUGUGGAGCGCGGAAUUUCCUAUCUGAGCUUCGAGUAUCUCGAGUUGCGCAACUUGACGCAGAGCAAGGAACUAGAGCAAUUCCUUCGCAUGGUGGGUCCAGAGGUGAAGGAUAUGCAGGUGCGACAUUCACCUGUCUUUCGCAACAUGGAUGGAAAGUUGCCCAACCUGAAGAUACUUCGCAUUGCCACAACGAGUUUCUUGGAGGACACGAGUGUCAGUAUCGAUGGCAUCAACAUGAAGCAGUUCUUGCAUCUGAAUGGCUUCGAGUGCGAUGGCGUUAGUCUCGACUCUUCGCUCAAGCUGCUGAUGCUGAUGCAGCUGCGUCGCAUGGAGAACAAAGUCCGACUUCGCCAUCUUCAGUUCGAGUAUCGACGGAAUAACGAGAGUGCUUUGCUGCAAGUGCUGUACGAUCAUGCGGCCACCUUGGAGUGCGUUGACAUCUUCUUCAGCUGUUCGCCGGGCAUCGAUACAACCGAUUGGUGUUUGGCCUUUGAGCAGAUGAAUCGACUGCGCACGCUGAAGCUAUCGGGCAAUUGUCACCUGGUGCUGCUUGAUGAUAUACUCGACUCCAUACCGGAGACGGCGCAGUUGCAGCAACUCGAUCUCACUGGAAUGCUCUCGCUGACCAACGAAAUGCUGUUGCGUGUGGCCAGCAAAUGGCACAAUACUUUACGUUCCCUCGAUCUCAUGUUCUGCGUGCAGCUCGACGUGCGUUGCGUUCAAGCUUUGAGGCAACUCAGCGGCUGCCUGCAAUCGUUGACCAUGGCUUAUUGUCGUGCUCUGACUGGAAGAGGAUUGGUGGAAGGAUUGACGUCGCAAACGAAUUAUACGCUGCAGGAAUUGUAUCUGGAGGAUGUGUGUUUUAUCGACGAGGCUUCCAUGUGCACCAUGCUCAAGCGUUUGCCAAAUCUGCGCAAACUUAGCUUGGACAACUGUCGACAGGCAACCACCGAUCAAACUCUGGCCACCAUCUUCCAACAUCAGACGCUGCUGCGUGUGCUGCGAAUUGAUUACUGCGUCAAGAUUACGGAUAAUGGCUUCAUUGGGUUUGGCAAGCAACCGUAUCCGAUUAGUAGACUUCGUGGCUUGCGGAAGUUGAGCAUUCGCGGUUGUCGCAACAUCACGGAUCGCAUGCUGAAGAAGGCUCUGCAAAUGCCCGAGAUGCUCAGCCUCACUCUAGAUUAUUGCAAUCGCUUGGAGACGAAGGGAAUUGCUGCAGUCAGCGUCAAUUGUCCUGCACUGCAAAUGAUUUCAUUGGCCAGUUGCUCGCUGUUGGAUGAUGAAGCUGUGCAUCUGGUUGUUAGCAAUCUGAAGCGUCUACGUAGUCUCAACAUAAGCAAUUGUUCGUUGCUCACGCUUCGCGCUUUCCAGCACAUUGCCAAGGAGGCACGCAAUCUGCGGGAUUUGGUGGCGUGCAGCAUCGAUGGCCUGGAUCACGAGGCGGCGCAGAAGAUGCUCGCCAAGGAGCUGCCAGAACUGAAGCAGGUGAUGCUAUAGCAGGAGAGGCUUGUCCACUGACUAGACGACAACAAUCCGCACGCAGGCUGGGGCACCGAUGACGAGGACGAACCGGAGAUUAUAGAGGUUGUGGUAUGAGUGGCAAGGUGUUCAAGGAGCAGAAGGAAUAGGAGAAGAGUGAGAAGGGAAAUGAAUGGGAGAAGCUAGAAGAGAAGUUGAAGACGACUCGAUAAAAGCAGCUAAGAAUUAAACAAGAAGGUGAAGGCAAUUCAAUGAGAGAAGCUAGAAGAAAAGCAGCAAAGAAUUAAACAAGAAGAAAAGCGCCAAAUGUGGAGGCAGUCAAUGAGAAGUUGAAUCUGAGAAGUUGAGCUGAUAAAAUAGAUUUGAGUGAUGAGUGAUUAAAAACAGAAGUUAAAAGAAGGGAAAGAAGUAAAAGAUGAAUUAGUAAGGAAAGAAGGAAGUAAGAAAAGUGAAGCAAGGAGAUGAAGGAGAAUAUGAAGUCGUAAGGAAAAGAAGCAAGUAAGGAAGAAAAGAAAGUGAAGCAUAUAGAUAUUUGAAAAUAAAGAGGACUUUCAGAGGCUCAAAAUAAGGAGGUUCAAACUCAGAGGAAUUGAAUGAAAUGAAUUAAUGUAAAGAGCGGAAAAGUGAGAUAGAAGACACAAAGAGAAAAUGAGGAGCAGCAUAUAGAAAGAAGGAAAAGAUAUCGGACGGAUGAAGGAGAAGCCUAAGAAGCAUAUGGAAAAAUGGAAAAUAUAUUGGACAGAGAGGAGCAUAAGGUGCAUAUUGAAAGAACGGAUGCCAGAUCAGAUGCAGAAGCAGAAGAAGCAACAGGAGCAGUGCAAUAUGAUUGAAUCUAUUUAUAAUUUAACGAAGCGUAGCCAUACAUCUAGCGUAUUAUUUGUGUUAACUAUGUUUUAUUUAUUGCUAUAAAAGUUCAAAAUGUGAGAGAAACUCUUGUUAAAACGAGGUGAAAAAACAUAAAAUUAUUUCUAGACCUAAUGUAACUAUAAUUUGUAACUAUGUUAAGUCGACUUAAGGUUUUCAACUUAAACAAUAAUACAAAAUACAAGCCAAAAAAUGAAAUGUACUUCAAUUACCUCCUAAUUCAAAAUGGAACUAAACAUAUUUCAAGCAACCUAUUCAGAGAUUCCUUAACGAAAACACCAAGCAGCUAUGCAUUACGAGUAUUUACUUAAUAUCGAAUAGAUUUACAAUUGAUAAUCUCUUUUAAUGUGAUUAACGUAGAAUCUGAAAUAGAAAAAAAGAAAACCUAGACAACUUAACGAGCUUGACUAAGACUUCGAUUGUGAGUUUGAAACGUUUUAAAAUAGACAUUUGAUAGCUACUCUGAAACACUUACAAGUAUUUACACAUACAAUAUACGAUUAUAUAACAUAUAUAUAUAUACUCAGAUAUAUAACAGAUAUCAUCACUAUAUUGCCGGCCAUUGCUAAACUAAUUGAGUGUUCAAUGUCUAUACGAGUUUACUCAAGAUCUGUCGAUGAAAGCUGAGAAGAAACAGAAAUCAAUCUAGAAAUAGUUAUAUACAAUGCCAUAUUACACAUUUCCGUAUUGUAAUUGCCCAAGUUUUGGCUAUAAUAUUUACAUAUGAAAGGUCGAUUCUCAAUUCCAUAAAUACUCUGAAACUGCGCCAAAAAGUAUGCCAAUAUAAAAUGUGCGUCGGAUUGGGAAAUCGCGACCGUUUAAUCAAUGUAAUCAUUAAUCUAACUUAAUCUACAGAAAGAGGUUUAUAAAUCGAAUCAAAUUUGAUUUCCGAAGGAGGCUGGUAGGAUAAGAAUCUCAUUUUCUUUAUUUUUAUAUUGCAUAAUCUCAUUACAAAAAGUAUUUACAUAUAAGGCACACAUAAAUAUUCAUUAUUAAGUAUUGUAAUAGCGUAUCUAAUUAAUACUGUAGAGCGUUGGAGAUUUCUCUAAUAUUAUAUUAUUGAUCAUUACCAAAAUUAAAUGCAAAUAUUUUCAACUUUGGUAAGAAUGAAUCCAUAAAAUGAUACCAAUUACCGGGGAUAGCUGGUUGAAUACGUGUCCAGUGUUUAAUGAUAUAUAUUUACUUAAUUUUACCAAGUUCUAUAUAUAAAAAUAAUGUAUACACGUAUAUAUUCAAAUUGUAGUCUUUGCAAUAUGUUUUUACAUGUGUUAAAAAGGAUGAUUUUAUCUGUUCUAAGUUGUCCUUAAUCCUACAAAUGGUUUUACCAACUAAUAUGAUAUACAACUAAUAUAAUAUAGUAUACAAUAUAAUAAAAUUUA